UUUUUCAUACAAUCAGCGCCUAGUAUUCACACGUAAUGCUCGUCCGCGCUGUUGUAGGGACACUGGCUGGCUGUGUGGGAUGUCAGGCGGGCGUUGAAAUAUUGCAAAGAAAAGUCAAAAAUAGUCUGAAUCUUCUAACUCUAGCUACCUGUGUAUUCGUAUCGCUUGAGGGUAUUUUAUUCCGGUCUAUGCUAAGCGUCAAGCAAGAAAUACCACUACGGGUGUAUAUCAAGAUAGUAUCCAUAUUUUUCAUAGUAAAUCUCUGUAACAAUACAUCCAUACGAUGUGAUAUUUACUUCCCUUUAUUCAUCAUAUUCAAGUCGGGUUCACUAUUAGCGAACAUUAUACUAUGUACCCUUCUACGGAAUCGCAUUUACACAACAACAAAAAUAUUCUCUGUUCUUAUCGUGACUGCAGGCAUAAUUAUGUUUACCCUGGCCAGCUAUGAAAGUAAACCUUCUAUUUCAACAUCGGAUCUGUAUUUUUUCGGCAUUCCGCCGUUUUGUGUAGGCCUCGUUCUACUCACAACAGCCUUGAUGCUUAGCGCUUAUCUUGGUAUUUGUCAAGAGGACAUGUAUAGAACUUAUGGGAAGCAUGCUAAGCAAUCUAUGUUUAUGGUGCAUACACUAUCGAUACCAGUGUACAUCGUGCUUGGAAGUGAGCUCUAUGAUGCGGUGCUGGCUGCUAAUAGCACUGAACCUUUCCAAAUAUUCGACUGUAACUUGCUUAUGCCUGCUGCAUGGGUGUAUAUUUUGACAAUCUGCGUUCUUCAGUACAUCUGUAUCGACAACGUUUACCGCCUCACGGCUUUAACCACAUCGCUUAAUGUAACAAUGGUGACAUCAAUUCGUAAAUUUAUAUCAGUGCUCAUUUCUUUCAUGGCAAUCGCCAAUUCAAAAAAGUUCAAAGUAUAA
Cylicocyclus nassatus is the source of this 914-nucleotide messenger RNA. NCBI's taxonomy places the organism in Eukaryota, Metazoa, Nematoda, Chromadorea, Rhabditida, Strongylidae. The record is from the annotation of a GenBank genome assembly.